Molecule: messenger RNA, 1251 nt
Organism: Clavispora lusitaniae ATCC 42720
Lineage: Eukaryota; Fungi; Ascomycota; Pichiomycetes; Serinales; Metschnikowiaceae
Gene: ECM331
Product: Ecm331p
Biological process (GO): fungal-type cell wall organization
Cellular component (GO): fungal-type cell wall; plasma membrane
Source: RefSeq, a predicted model, not a curated record
AUGUUGAUCAAGCCUUUUCUUGUCGCUGUGCUCGCCAAGCUUGUCUUGGCAGACUCGUCUUCGCAAAAAUGCUCCUUCUCCACAACUGUCACUGAUGCUUCUGGUGUCCAGGCUUUGAACGCCUGUCCUACCUUGGAUGGCACUAUCGAGAUCUCCGGUGACGGGAUCGAUGCCAACUUGGACUUGAGCUCUGUCGGUACCAUCAAAGGAGAUCUUGACAUUUUCAACUCAUCGUCCGUUGCCGCCAUUAACUUGGCUGGUUUGUCCAACAUCACCGGAUCCUUGUCGCUCGAUGCAUUGACACAAUUGCACAACGUCGACUUCAGCAAAUUGUCGCUGGCCAAACAAUUGCUGUUUGUUUCUUUGCCAUCUUUGGCUCUUUUGAACUUGAACUCGGGCUUAGCCAAUGUCUCGUCGCUUACAUUGUCCGACACGGCUUUGUCCAGCAUUGACAACUUGCUUGCUUUCAAAGAAAUCGAUCUUUUGAACGUCAACAAUAAUAAGAACAUCACUUCCAUCGAUUUGCUGAGCUUGCACACUGUUUCUGACUCGUUGGUUUUGUCUUUCAACAGUGACAAUGCGACUGUUAAGUUGGACAGCUUGGUAUGGGCUGCGAACUUGACCAUCCAGGAUGUUGGUGAAAUCUCUAUUGCCAAUUUGCAAUCUGUCAACAGCUCGUUCCUUUUGGCGUACAACAGCUUUGACUCUGCCGACUUCGACAGUUUGACUUCCGUUGGCUCGUCAUUGCUGGUUUAUGCUAACGACAACUUGGAAAGUUUGUCUUUCAACAACUUGACUGAAAUCAACGGCGAGUUCCGUAUGUUGAACAACUCUUUGUUGGAGGAAAUCCACCUUGACAACUUGGAGACUGUGUCGGGAGCCGUUUCUAUGUCCGGUGACUUUGGUAACUUUUCCUUGCCAAAAUUGAAGGAAGUUGAUGGUGACUUCUCCAUUACGUCCACAUCCGAGGAUUUCUCCUGUGAUGCAUUCGACAAGUUGCACUCGAACAAGAAGAUCAAGGGCCACAACUACAACUGUUCUCACCCAAAGAGCUUGCUGUCUUCCUCGGCAGAGUCCUCGGCUACUGGAGGUAGCAAGAACUCGAGCUCCUCGUCUUCUUCUUCUUCAUCCUCAAAGUCUUCUUCAUCCUCUUCCUCCUCAUCCUCCUCCAAGAAGUCCGGUGCUUCAUACUUGGCUCCAGGUAUGAUUCUUUCUUCUCUUGUGGGUGCAGGCAUGGCUCUUUUGAUCUAG